Molecule: messenger RNA, 747 nt
Organism: Diutina rugosa
Lineage: Eukaryota; Fungi; Ascomycota; Pichiomycetes; Serinales; Debaryomycetaceae
Product: mitochondrial 37S ribosomal protein mS23
Exons: 1
Coding region: 1-747 (248 amino acids)
Cellular component (GO): mitochondrial small ribosomal subunit
Molecular function (GO): structural constituent of ribosome
Source: RefSeq, a predicted model, not a curated record
AUGAAGAUCCAAACAAGAGCGACCAACGUCCUUGAGAGAACUUCGCAUUACCUCAAGGUCGGUGUUCUUCAAAACAAGCCUGCCUGGUUCGAUGUUGUUGGAGCUCAUCCUCCGGCCAUCGAUCUUACAAAGCGAGCUCGGUCUACCAACCUUCACGAUCCCCAAAUUGAACAAGGUUCAGUGAAGACUCGGCUGAGUUCUUUUGACCGCCAGAACAAGCAUCAUGACGUCCACAAAAUCCCGAAACUUCAAUACCUCGAGGAUGAGCUUCGUGAUGUCUUUUAUCAUCAACAUCCAUGGGAAUUUUCGAGACCGAAAACUUUGGUGGAAACCUCGGGUGAUAACACCAAAGGCGAUUGGCUGAGAAUGAUUCAACUUACCAAGCCUUUGGACGGUGAACUGGUUGUCCAACGGACUAUUUGGUUGGCCAAAAAUACUGAGCUGUCUCUCACUGAAGCCUACGACAAGGCCAGAUUUGAGUUUUAUCAACUAAGAAUGCAGGAGGAGAUGAAGCUGACAGUGGCCCGUGAAGAGCUGACUAUGUUUGGCGCAGUGUAUCCCAUUACCAAUACCCAAUGGGGCUUGGAACAAGAACAAGAAUACAUUGAUGCUUGGACCGAGGUUGCCUCCAACAAGACGAAAGUCUUGCUUGCAAACAAAUCCCAAGCGCAAGAAGUUACUCAAGAAGUCGAGGCCGACGGGUCCACAUUUGCUUUGGAAGACGACUUGCCGGAAGCCAAGGAAUAA